Molecule: messenger RNA, 1246 nt
Organism: Rhipicephalus sanguineus (brown dog tick)
Lineage: Eukaryota; Metazoa; Arthropoda; Arachnida; Ixodida; Ixodidae
Product: sulfotransferase ssu-1
Exons: 1
Coding region: 225-1115 (296 amino acids)
Biological process (GO): sulfation
Cellular component (GO): cytoplasm
Molecular function (GO): sulfotransferase activity
Source: RefSeq, a predicted model, not a curated record
UCGCACCCGCUCCGGUGUCGCACACUGGGCCUCCGACGGGAAGUAUCUUCAUUGCUGCAAUUAGAGACGGCGUCCACGCUCAUCCGCUUGCCGUUGUUCUUGCAAGGCCGUGUCGAGAGUCCGGGAAGCGGCUAUACUAGGAGUUCGGGGAAGAGGCGGUGUUCGACGGUUUCUCCGAGCAAACGUCGCCGAUCGGAGAAAGGACGAAUUCUUGCUUAGGUAUAAUGGCGAAGCGACGACCAACUUACAAGCGUCACGAUGCCACGGGCUGGGUUUUCCCUCGGGAUGGUUUCGAGUGGUCAGAUUUCGAAGCUGCCUGCAACUACGAACCCCGCUCCAGCGACAUACUGCUGAUGACGUAUCCGAAGUCAGGCACCACGUGGGUCCAGUACAUGCUCUACCUGCUCGUCCACGACAUGAAACCCGUGCCUCCGGGACGCCGACUGGACAGCUAUGCUCCCUUCCUGGAGAAAGGUGGCCUCCAACUACUUGACUCCUUGGAGCGUUCUCCAAGGCCCAUCAAAACGCACCUUUGUUUCGACGUGAUGCCCUGGCAUGCCGAGCCCCGCUACAUUUGCGUUCUGCGAAAUCCAAAGGACGUCUGCGUGUCUCUCUACCACCAUGUACGCGGCUUUGAGAAGUACUAUCAUUUCGCAGACGGCAGCUUCGACGACUUCUUCGAGGCCUUCCUGCAAGGCGAAGUGGACUCCGCCGACUAUCAUGACCACCUGUUAUCGCUUUGGCGACAUCGGAACAAAGAGAACGUGCUUCUGCUCACUUACGAAGACCUGAUGGAGCGGACCCUCCAAGAGGUUGGCAAGCUUGUAGAACACGUGAAGCCGUGCUUUCCCGCCGAAUGGAAGUCUCCAGACUUGGGGUCACUCGUUGCAGCAGCAAGCUUCGACGUUAUGAAGGCGCAGCGUCCCGAACAGUGGGCCAGCACCAGGCCGGAGAACAUGCCGGGUUUCAUCCGCCGCGGCCGAGUGGGCGACUGGCGCAACUAUCUCACUGAAGACCAGAACGAGAGGCUGGAGAGUAAGUUCGCACGCAAGAUCACUGGGUCCGGCGCCGAGUUCCUCUGGCCUCGAGAGGUGAAGGGGCCCACGUGCGUGUGAUGUGGCACCGGUGCCAUCGGAAAGUGGUGUAUGCGAACACAAGCUUGCGGAGAUGUAUACACGUGAGACCGUAGCUGUGUGCAUGUAAUUCACGUGCUUUAAUACAUGACGCACCUUGUUCUCCUAUUGGA